Molecule: messenger RNA, 9551 nt
Organism: Coregonus sp. 'balchen'
Lineage: Eukaryota; Metazoa; Chordata; Actinopteri; Salmoniformes; Salmonidae
Source: the annotation of a GenBank genome assembly
CCCGACAGUACCAGCACCCCUCCUCCACUCCCGACACACUCACACUCUCUCUUUCCCUUGCCCUGUGCCUGUCUCUCUCCAUUCUACCAAGCAGCCGGCCAGACCUCUUCUCUCUCUCUCUCUUCUCCUGCCCUGUCGACAUCCAUCGAGCGCUCCACGCCUUUCUCCCUCAGCCUCCGAAGCCGUGCCCGUCUGCCGUUACUGCUGCUGACCAUCCGUGUCUCUAUCUACAACUGCAACAAGUUCCCUGGGACUUUUUUGGAAACUUUUUCCUCAAGACCUUUUCCUUUUUUGCUAUCUCCCUGGAGACUGCAGUACAUGUGGUGCUGUGUGUGAGAGGGUCUAGUGUUGCUCUUUGCCCUGGGGUCUCUGUACACCAUUGACCAGAGGAGAAGACUACUUGUCAUCAUGAUCAAAGUUCAGCUGCUGCUUCUGCUGGCCCUGGUCGGCCCCUUCUGUGCCGUCGCACACGCAAGUAAGUCAACACCCAGGGUUCGAGCCCUCUUGGCACACUGUGUCUUUUCUGUCUGGCCACUCUGCCUGGCUUUCACACACUCUCACACACCACACCUCUCUUCUCACACCCUUUGUCUGUUUGGCUUGUGUCCUGCCGCGUCCUGAAUUUGAAUCUUGGGGCUGCUCUUAGUUCUUUGUCCUUAGUUCUAAAGUUUCUCUCUCAAGGAAAAGUGAACACACCUUCUCUUUGGUUUGUUUGAUGUAUAGUUUAUUUUUAUUUAGUUUUUCACAGUAGUUAUUUUUUCAUUUGAAAUGUGUACAACUGUGGUAUCGGCAUCUUGUAUUCUCCUCUGGAGUCUCCACUAGAUAUAAGUUGUGAGUUUCAUUUAGCAGUGAAUUGCUUUGGCUCAUCCUGGAUGGAAAAAGAAGAGCUCUGGCUGAAGCUGUUAAUGUAAUAAAGAGGGGCGACUGGGUGGAUAGUCUGUGUCGAUUCUAACAGUUCCCUCUCUCCUUCCCUCCCUCCCCCAACACCCCUUCCCCAAGCCUCGGGGAGGAGGAAAAGUUGGAUUUGGAGACUGUGAUGAGGGAAUGUGAUGUAAUGGUGUGAGGUCUUGUGCCUCGUGCACAUGAUUUCUUGGCUGCUGGCAGUGAGAAAAAGGAAUAUCCUUUGGAAGGCUACCAAACAUUGCUCGGGUCUGACCUUAUAUACACACUGUACACGUUUAUCCGAAAGCAUAUCCCUCCCUAUCUUUCUCUUUCCCUCUCCCACUCUCCCUUGCAAGUCCUAGGUAGGAAAGCCUUUCCCCAUGGGGAGGGAGGGAGAAAAGUGAGCAGAGACAGUACAGAGUGCAGCAGGGCUGGGCUAGUUUGUGUGUGGGUAUUAAUAGAGGGUAGCUCUAUAUUUAAGACUGUCAUAUGGAUGGGAGCGUGAGAGAGAACACCCGGCUACGUGAGGGCUUAACAGUGAGGGCUACUGCCUGCUGCCCCACCCCUACCGCAUGUUGUUAGACUGACAGGGCCCACCACCCCCUCCACAUUUACCCAUCUUUGGCAGGGUAUCAAGCUUUACCAGCACCCCUCAACCCCCAUUCCGGCCGCCCCCUCCUCUCCUACUAUUCCCCCUACUUUCGGUUGAUGAGUCUAGGGCUGGCCCAGGGGGCAGUUGAGGGGGGUUUAUUUUUAAACGGCAACCUUUACCGACCAGAGGCAGCCCUUUUCACGAAGGCCCAUUUUGGAAGAGCGUUAACUCCUAAAGCUGCUCCUCUCUGCUCCACGCCCUGACAAAUAAAAUACAAAUAAUAUGAAUAAAAUAAGUAGAAAAACCUGCACACGCUCCGAACAGAGCCUGUUGAUUCUUUCUACCCACUUGACUCCCUAUGCAUUCCUCGCCCAAGCCCCUCCUGCCUCAUAAUGAUCUUUGUCUGAGCCUCUUGCCUUCAAAAGACUCACUCCAACACAUCUGGCUAAAGACCCGGGUCAAUACCCUCUGUCCAUGCGUGCUUGUAUAGUGAUUCAAGUGUGCGCUCACACACUAAAAAUGAGACGCACGCUGUAAAAUCAACUCAGGAAAGCAUCGCUUACGUCACCAGCGGGCCUUUUUUUAUGCUAUCCAAAAUGUGAAAGUUUGAAGUUGUAGACCUGCCUCUUUUAUGCCAAAUCUGUGCGGAGAGAAAAUACAGAUCUGUUUGAGUCGGCCAAGGCGGAGGCCAUUUUAGCUUGUGAACGCGGUAGCCCCAGACAGAGGUGUAGGGUUGGUGUGGCAGGCACUGACAGAGAGGGUAAUUCAGCCCUGCCAUUAGACCGAGAGGGCACCUCCACAACAUAGCCGAACCAAGGGCUUGUGUGUCUUCACUGUCAACGUGAACAUGAAUGUCUCACUCCUCUAGCACCUACGCCACAGGCUCAGACACAGAGUGAAGAGAAAAACAAAAAUAACUUAUACAACAGUGAACUGAUGGUAUCAUGUGAUGGCUUUCUGGACAUUCAAUUGAUAUAUUGCUAAAGCUCCCUUGAUAUAUUUAUUGUGGCUCCUUUUAAGCCAUCUCAAUUAAUAUUGCUGUAUUUAUUUUAUUUAUUAAGGGAUCCCUAUUAGCUGCUGCCAAGAGGAGGGGGGGGUUAACUUAAUGUACUGUUAAAGUCUACUUAAUAAUAGAUUAAUGAGUUUCACUGGAUUUAUCGCUAUGUUUGUUUUGGUGACUCCAUAUUUCACAGCAGUCAGCUUGAGAUAUAUUGGUGAUAUUUAGCCUAUAUAUUUUUUAAGUUCACAGGAUAAACGGCUCGAUAGAAGUCUUGUGCCAUUGGUGACCUUGAUUUUGUUUGUUUUAAAUGACAUGGAAACAACGUUGAUUCAACCACUCGAGGAAAAAAACAUGGCCUGUAUGUAGACACUAUUGUGUCUAAGAUAAGAGCCGGUGGGAAUAUUCCACUCUGGCUAUCAGACCUCUCCCAGUCAACUCAAAGUGCAACUCCUACGGUUAGCAUGGGAGGCUAGCGGUACUGCGCGGGCCAUACCGUGAUGAGAUGGGAUGGGGCCACAGCAGACACACUCCCUCACACGUCUGCAGAUGGGCCCUUCCUGUCUACAGACAGCUUAGCACAGGCAUAUCUCCCCCCUAAACUUACACACACCCACACUCGCAUACACACACACACACACACACACACACACACACACACACACACACAGGGGAGUCUCAGUGGCAGCUGAUUGUGAUGGUGAUGGAUGUGUCCUGCUCCCUCCCUCUCUCUCACACUGUAUAUUUUUCUCUCUCCCCCUCUCUGUCGUUCUCUCUCACGAUGCCAUUACUGUCCGACAGGCAGGAUCCCGACCCCAUAUGGGCCCCACUGCUUCUUUCCGGCCCUUUGCUGUAUUCUGUCACUCUCUCACUUUUCACUCUCGCCCCUUUGCCUGUUUGCCUGCCUUUUAUGGUCCCCCCCUCCUCCCCAAGGAGCUUGUUUGAGAGAAAUGUUAAAUCAGGGUCAACGAGACAGACCUUUAAUGCCCAGCGGUGAUUUAGGGAGCUGAUGAUACACACACACACACACACACACACACACACACACACACACACUGAAACUCAAGCAUUCACACACCAUUGGAGGCUGGUGGGAGGAGCUAUAGGAGGACGGGCUCAUUGUAAUGGCUGGAAUAGAAUAGGUGGAACAGCAUCAAACGUGGUUUUCAUGUUUGAUGUUUGAUACCGUUCCAUUAAUUCCAUUACAAUGAGCCUGUCCUCCUAUAGCUCCUCCCACCAGCCUCCUCUGUCACAACCACACAUCUGCUCUGAGGUCAGGCUAUGAUGGGACAUUAAACCAGAGACAGACUGUAGAACUAGGCCCCUGUUCAUGGAACAGGACGAGUGAGAGAGCGAAUAAACGAAAGUGGCUGCCGCUGGUCUCUCUAUACCAUUCCUGCUUCCCUCCUCCGUUUUACACCGCUCUCUCUCCCUCUCCACAUCACCCCGCUCUCCUCUUGCAGAGCUAACAUUACAGCAUUCCCAAAAUCUUUAUCAGGAGCAACUUCAUCCACGGGGUGGAGGCGGGGCAGGGAGAAGAUAGGGAGAAAGAGUGGUAGUGGGAUGGAGAGAAAAGUACGGUGGGAGAGAGAUAUAGAGAGAGGGAGAGGUAGUGAGUGGGGGAGCAUAGUGGGAAGGAGGGGCGGGAGAGAGCGAGAGAGAGGGAGACAGGGCAACAAUCCUGUUCUCUUACUCACUAGCACAGCUGUAUUACCCAGCACAGUUGGAAGGAAUGUUAUUUUUAACCUCGUAAAACAUUCUCUAUUGUAAAGGGUUUAGAAGAAUCAGUGGAAAACGGCAAAGAAAUGAUGUCAGGUUUUAAGUUUAGACAGAUCGGAGUUCAGAGACAUUUCGAACUGCAGAUUCGAAAGGGCAAAGAGUACUCUCAGGAGCAAGGAGAGAAGGCAGCAGAACAUGUUGCAAGUUUACCAUAAUUUCAGUCCUCCACUAAAAUGGACUUCUACUUAAUAAUUUUGAAGCUGCACUGUCCAAGCAAAGCUUUCAGUUGUGGUCUGGAAGGGAACAGGCACAGAUAGGACUUGAUAUGUAGAGUGCUACAGUAAGGUCUCACUCAGCUUCUAUUUUGCGGUCCAACCCUUUGAACAAAGAGGCUAUUCUUAUUACAAGAGGGUUUCAUACAAUUAUAGGAUAGAUUAUAGUACAUUUCACUACAAGCAUUGACAGUCCACUGAGCUCAGCUCAAAGAGCUUCCUUUCCAACUGUUAUUGCCAUCCAAAAAUGGCCAGAUGAGAGGAUUUUUUAAAGUUGAGAUCGUGUAGAUCUUUGGUCUCUCUGGUAACAUCACAAACAACUAAUUCGAACACAUCCGAGUAAUUUGGAUGCCGUUUUCUCAAGCAAUCUGCAACAACUGUUAAGCACCUAGUUGUGUUGUUUUAUACUGAAGUGUCCAUUGUUUCUUACCCCUCUUGGUGUUUUAAUGGUAUGGCCUCAUCUGCUGACUUCCUGCCAUCCCCAUCCAGGGCCUGUUAAGAUGGAGACUCCAUGAACAGCAAAUGAGGCAGAGGGUGUGGCAUGCGAGUGCGCAAACACGGCCCAAGACAGGAUGGAGAGGGGCGGGGUGGGUGGGACUGGGGAGGAGGAGGGAGGACCAACGUUUGUUCAGUCAUGGGAUGUGGCAGCCAUGUUCUCACUGCUACUGAUGAGUCAAGCCUUAGGCUUGGGAACAUAAUGUCGAAGAAGAAUGUUAAUAUUUAUGUAGUUUUUCUCUCAAAUUCUCUCACCAUGCCCUUGCAAUGAGGGACUUUCCAACCGUCAUUCUCUUUUUCCAGCUACUACAUUUCAAAACUAUUGUGAAAUGACAGAGAGAAACCAAAUGGUGAAUAGGACUCCACAAGCUGUUGUUUAGGGGAUUAACAUCACAUUGUGGUCCUCUGUAGCUCAGCUGGUAGAGCACGGCGCUUGUAACGCCAAGGUAGUGGGUUCGAUCCCCGGGACCACCCAUACACAAAAAUGUAUGCACGCAUGACUGUAAGUCGCUUUGGAUAAAAGCGUCUGCUAAAUGGCAUAUUAUUAUUAUUAUUACAUUCAAAAAGAAAUUAUCAUGUAUGUCAUCAACAAAUGUAGCCUUUCUCUUCAGCAUGUGCGAAUAUUGUUAAUUUGCCUCUACCAGUCUCUGACCUCUCUUUGCUGUCCCUCAGGCACACUGGUGACACCAGUAGAGCUGGUGACAGACGCCCCUGCUGCUCCCGAGGCCACCGUGGCCCCCAAAGAGGAAGAUCCCGUAGUCACCGAUGCCCCGGCAGCUGAACCCGAGGCUGCGGCCGAGGAGGUCGUAACGGACACCCCUGCCACCGAAGAACCCGCCGCUACCGAGGCUGCUGCCCCCGAGGCGACGGAGGUCGCUUCUGUGGAGACCGAAGCCCCUGCCGCCGCCACUGAAGCUGCCAAGCAGGAGACGGCCGCAACAGAGGCCCCUACCAUCAUCACCGAGGCCCCGGCGGAGCCCGAAGCCGAGGCCACGGCAGCUACAGAGUCUGAGGAGGAGGAGGUGGUGGUGGAAGAGCCAGAGGGUAAGGACUGAGGAUCUCAGGAUAGGAGAUAUCUGCAAUUAGAUAGAGAUAUAGAGACACCAUGAAGCUGAGGAAAUCCUCCCGAUGCUACAGUCUGUCUGCUCCCAUAGAGGGGAAUCAAAUAGAGGCCAAGGAUAUGUAGAGCUCAAGACACCAUGAGAUUGCUCUGCCCCCUGGUCUCUUAAUUUCUAUUCUUGCCUUUUAGUUGAUGUUGUCUUUGUUCUGUCUUUCCCUCUUUCCAUUCAUUUUUUCCUUCUCCUCUUGGUUUCCUUCCUGUGUUGUUGUUUCCCUAUUGAGGUCGGUCUGCUGGAGUAACUCAGCCUUUGUGUUCCUUCCACAGAGGGUAUGGGCUCUGGACAAGUGGUGGGUAUUGUUAUUGGUGCAUUAGUGGCAGUGAUCGUUGUCAUCGCCGUGGUGAUCGCCGUGGUGAGGAGAAUGGGUAAAUACUCGUAAGUACCUCCAAGGGAUACACAUAUUGAACUAGAAUGAGUCAUUCUAUGUCUAUGGAUACACACGCACAUUCAUAUGCAGGCAUGCACAUGCACGCAUACACACUCUGCAUGUCCUGUUUGCCUUGUCAUGAUCUUGGGAGAGGACUAAGCAUGCUGUAGAAGCAUGAAGCUACCAUAAAACCAUGCACAAUAAAACCAUGCACAAUACUCCACAACUUAUGCAUGCAGAUACAUACUCUGGGGAAGUAGAUAAAGAGCCUCAUUGCCAAAUUCCCAAACUAUCCCUUUAAGCCACUAUGGUGAAAUGGGUGUAGAGGGUGUUAUGAAGAAUGUAGUUUAAUAGGUAAGACACAACCUGCAUCACUUUUCAACCAUAACUGGUCCUCUUAACAUCAAAGAUUCAAAUAGAGGUGUGUGUAUUCCUUUGAAAAGGAAGUUGUAUUAACUUUUCAAAUGGGAACAAGAAGCAUGUUCCAACAGACCGCUGCUGUACUCUCUACAACACCUCUUCCUCUGAAUACUGUCAUAUUUGGGGAUGUGCUUGCCUGCUAACGGGGAACGUUUUCUAUGCCAUAGGGCUGCUGCUGCUGCUGCUAAGAAAAAGGCUGCCAAAAAAGAAAGCAUCUUGGUUUCUGUAAUUUUCUCUUUGAUUGUUAUCCCAGUUAAUAAUCUUAACCCCCUGACUCUCCAUGGUCCAACAUCACAGACACAUAACAAAGGCUGCAUCUCAAAUGGCACCCUAUUCCCUGCACUACUUUCAAAAGUAGUGCACUAUAAAGGGAAUCGGAUGUCAUUUGGGAUGCAGACAAACUGUCAGGCAGACAAACUGUCCGACAGGCUAUUGGUUGCUACUCCUCUCUGAGACAUCCACUCAUGGGCCUAUGAGCCAUCAGGCAUUGUUCAUUCACUGAAACAAGUGGCUCUAUUUGAGAUUCAAUUUCGGUCAAACGCCUUGUGUAUUGAAUUAGUAGGUCCAUUUGAUAAAUGGUUUCCCUGCUGUGGUGGCAGAAUUUUCCAGAAGACAGCCGUUUGGCUUUACAUCGUUAAUUGCGAUUGAUUAUGUUGCCAAUCUCGAUCACAUAUUGGUCUGAAACGGAGUAACAAUUCAAGGCUGUCAUCUUGAAUGUUCUACCUCGAUAACUAAUUCAAAAAUAUUUGUUGUUGUCAUUGGUCCAUUUUGAAACUCUUUGUUUGAAUUGACUAGAUUUGGAAUAUAAUACAUUUUACUUUCACAAAUAUCAUGAUUUCAAGUCUGUUUCUCCUUAUUUAAAACCAUUGAAAACAAACAAUAUCCUUAUCCCAAGCCAAAUAUGUCUGUACAGUGUCCAUAACCAAGAUAACACCCAGUAUAAUGAAGUGUGUGACUUGAAUUAAUUACAUUAAAAUAAUCCGUGUUUUUCUUUACUCAUUUUGGGGUCAAUGGAGACUCCUUAUAUUUAUGAAUUAUGACAUUUCAUUAAAAACUGCAGUAUCUACUAAAAGUAAUGUUCUGUAGGUGCUGUGUUAUCUUUAAAAUCAUAAACGUUUUAUAUUUUAUUUUCCAAACCAUCAACUGACAUUUUUAUGAGCCAUAACCAGAUGUUUAUGUGUGUUGGCCUGUGUGUCUUACUCUCUCUUUCUCCUUCUCUUUUCAUCCCUCAGCCCCUGAGGAGAAAGGCUGCAAGACAGGAAGUCCCCAAAAAGUUCUGGCAAUUCUGAACUAUGUAAUUUCCUGUCAUUAAACAAGCAUGCUACUCUAACUUAACCAGGAUCUUGGACUGUUGACAAAAGGAGGGGAAGGUGUGUGGGGGAGGAUGGUUGCCCACCUCUCCUCUUCUCCCCCAACCCCAAGACAGAGCCAUUGACAUCAACGGUCCUGCCCAACCACACAGCAACCCCCCAUACCAACAACCAAACUGAAAAAAAGGUUGCCCACAGGAUGUCACAGUGAAUUUCAGGGUCUUUCAUUUGGAUUCGUAAAAAUAAGUAAGGGAUUAUCUAACUUGUGGUAGAAAACGCUCUCUCUUAUGCAGUGGUGUGUACAUUAACACAGAUGUGCAUUUGAGUUGGUGAAGAGGACCUAAAAACGAUACAAAAAACGACACAAGAAAAAAUGGGAAUAUGGAAAAAAAGGAGACGGGAGAGAAUGUUGUGAAUUCCAUAGGGUGUAUAUACCAUGCAAAGGGACUAUAGUUAUUACUUUAUCAUAUGUUGCAGUUGCUCACUAUAGCAUUCAGUAUAUGGAACAUUGCAAAGCAGCCAUAGGCUAUUGUGGCCAAUGGACCUAACUGAAAAUCCUUCUGAAAAACCAACCACAUUAGUAUUUUGUCACCUUAACACCUAGCCAAUGAGUCCCUCACUACAGAAAUGUUCAACAACUAUAUGAAGCACUGUAUGCAGAAGUUGUAUUGACAUUGUGCUCAUGUUCUGAGGGUUAGCGAGGGGCUAAUGAAAAGACGCCUCAUUUGCAAGUGUAACGUGACAUUCUGCCAGCUUUAACACUGACAUAUAAAAACCUAAUACAUAUCUGUGAAAUUUAGCAGAAGGGUUUGUGCCACUGUCUCUGGUAUUCCCUGCAUCGUUUGGAGAUUUUACUAUUGAAGUACAUUAAUGUGAAUUGACUGUACUUUAACUGCCACCCAUUCCAAUAGGACAGCUUUGACGACUUCAGGUUUUCACUGAAAAAUGUGUUCCAUUUACAGGUAGUGGUCAAUAGCCCCCAUUCUGCUAGCAUUGUCGUUUACAAUGUAUACACCAUACUACUGCUUACUUUAGUUGGAAUAGAGUAUACACAAUCUUUAAAUGCAGCCCCCCCACACACAUUUUCUUCAUAGUCGUUAGUAGUCAUUAAUGGGUGUAAAAAUAAUUCAGUCUCAGCUUAGCUCCGCUUGCUUUAAGAACUCAGUUAAUAAGUGCACUGAAUGAGUGAUGAUAAUUGUUUAAUGAAUCCGCUUUAGACACUGCAAUCGUUUGCGACGACGUUUGUUUCCGCUUUUGCUCCAUAUGAUCAACUCUAGGUCUUUAAUUUUACUGUCUGAUUUGUUUGACUCCUUUUAUUUAAUUGCAGUGUUUUUGAUCGUACUGUUUCAAUAAAAAAGUGAAAACACUCCACAAAUACA